AUGCGUUGGUCUGCGGGUUUGAGUGCUGCGGUUCGCCAAGCCUUUCAUGAGGCAAUUUCUGCUGCCUUUCCCUCCGUUGAACACCAACCAAUUGUAGGAUAUUCCAAAUUCGGAGACUUUCAGUGUAAUAGCGCUCCGUCUCUAUUUAAAAGUCAUAAAACUGCGUUAAAUCUCAAAUCCCCGAAGGAGACAGCAGAAAAAAUUAAAGAGCAUUUAAAGACAAGCCUUUUCAGCAGAGUAGAAACCUCUCCCCAAGGAUUUAUAACGGUCGACAUUUGCUCUUCGUAUUUGGCGGAUAAACUUCGCAAUGUUCUGUCAAACCCUUUGAAGAUAACUGCAGAAAAAAAGCUGAAGGUGUUGGUUGAUUUCUCUUCGCCGAAUGUUGCGAAGGAGAUGCAUGUAGGACAUUUGCGUUCAACUAUAAUUGGAGAGUCUUUAUGUCGUCUGCUCGAAUUCGUUGGCCACGACGUCGACCGCGUUAAUCACAUUGGCGAUUGGGGCACCCAAUUCGGAAUGCUGAUUCAAUAUAUCAUCGAGGAGCAUCCAGACUGUGCUGAGAAGACACCAGCAAUUGGAGAUCUGCAAAAAUUAUACAGAGCAGCAAAACAAAAGUUUGAUAGCGAUGAGGGGUUUAAACAAAAGGCGAGAGAAGCGGUGGUGAAGCUGCAGUCAGGAGACCCUCUUGCUCGGCGUCUCUGGGAAGCAAUAUGCGCAGUAAGCCGCGAAGAAUUUGAGAAAGUUUAUGCUAGGCUGGAUAUACACCUGAGAGAGAUGGGGGAGUCCGCAUAUAAUGAGAUGAUACCGCCAGUUGUUAAGGAGCUUAAAGACAAGAAUUUGUUGCAGUGUAGUGAUGGUGCUUGGUGUUUAUUUACGAAUAUAAGUUCGGUGCCGCUGAUGGCAGUAAAGAGCGAUGGGGGGUUUGGAUACGAUUCGACAGACUUAGCUUCUAUAAGACACAGGCUGGUAGACUGCAAGAACGAUUGGUUGGUGUACGUCACGGAUAUGGGUCAAGAAGAGCAUUUCGUAAAACUCUUCGAGGCGGCUAAGAUGGCGGGUUGGUAUAACCCGGAGUGUUCGCGUUGUUUCUUCGCGGGUUUUGGAGUUGUCCAGGGCUGCGACGGAAAGAAAUUUAAAACGAGAAGCGGGGAGGUGGUGCGGUUGGUGGAUUUGCUUGAUGAAGCCGUCAGCAGAGCAAAAGAAGAACUAAUGAGAAGAGCAGCAGAAGAAUCAGGCAAGGGUGAAAGUGCAUGCGACGGGGUGAGCUUGGAUCAGCGAGCUGAGAUAUUGGGUUAUUCUGCUGUUAAAUAUUUUGAUUUAAGACAAAACCGAACGACAGACUAUCAAUUUUCCUACGAUAGAAUGCUCGACUCCAAAGGGAAUACUGCGGUGUAUCUCCUCUACGCCUUCGCCCGCAUCUGCGCCAUCUUUCGCAAAGCCCAAGUCGAUCCCGAAACAAUCGAUCCCAGCGCACUUCGUAUUACGGAUCCAAACGAAAGACAAUUGGCGGUUUUGCUGCUGCAGUUUCCUGACGUUGUUUUGGGAAUUCUAGAAGACUUCAUGUUGGCGGAGUUUACUUACAAAAUAACAUCUUCUUUUUCAGACUUUUACAUGAAUGUAAAAGUUUUAGAUACAGACGAAGACACCAGACGAAGCCGUUUGCUGCUGUGCGCAGCAACAAGAAAAAUACUCAAAGUUUGUCUCUUUAUACUCGGUAUCACGCCCCUUGAAAGAAUCUAA
Molecule: messenger RNA, 1737 nt
Organism: Eimeria acervulina
Lineage: Eukaryota; Apicomplexa; Conoidasida; Eucoccidiorida; Eimeriidae
Product: arginyl-tRNA synthetase, putative
Exons: 15
Coding region: 1-1737 (578 amino acids)
Biological process (GO): arginyl-tRNA aminoacylation
Cellular component (GO): cytoplasm
Molecular function (GO): arginine-tRNA ligase activity; ATP binding
Source: RefSeq, a predicted model, not a curated record